This is a messenger RNA of Boeremia exigua, 789 nucleotides long. RefSeq lists its product as uncharacterized. Bases 1 to 789 code for a protein of 262 amino acids. Lineage: Eukaryota; Fungi; Ascomycota; Dothideomycetes; Pleosporales; Didymellaceae. The transcript has a single exon. Gene Ontology annotation, molecular function: protein binding. The record is from RefSeq and is a predicted model, not a curated record.
AUGUCUCUCCAAUCAAAUGCCGACUGCUCCUCCGCCGCCGCAAAUUCCCACCCAUUGCUGCUGCCAGACGUCCUCUUCGAGCUUGUUAUCCAUCUUGAUCUCUACUCGCUCUUACAGUGCCAGCGCGUCUGUCGUACGUGGGCGUCAGUCAUCUCGCGUUCGCGCGAAGCCCAACGAACACUCUUUCUACAACCAGACCACAUACCAUUCGAUGCUUUCAAGGCCGUGGAAGAGCGCGAUAUCGCCUCCAGAGAUCCUAUUGCAUGGCAAAAGCCGUCGCAGCGCAUUCCUGAACGCCCAGAGUUUCGCGCACUUUUCAAUCCAUGGAUAUACACACAUGACUGUGAGCCCAUAACGCUCGCCGCCGACAACAUCACAUGGGGACGGCCAGCAACAAUAUGGCGUUUUACAGACCGCGUGUCGGCUGGUCGAUUGGGCUUCUGCUUUACGCCGUCGCAACUCGUCAGCUUGGCCGACGCAACUCAGGCUAGCUGGAACGGCAUGUUUCUUACGCAGCCACCUGUUAAGAGGACACUGGUCAGCGUGCAAGGUGGUUAUUUGCCGAAAGAAUUAUUCGAUGUCGAAAAAGAAAACGGUGUCAGAAUAGGCGAUAUUAUGUCACAUGUGAGGGGUACACAGGCAGUCAGAGUCAUGAGAGGGAGAAAAGGCGAGACGGAUUUUACGACGUUGGAUCUGAAGUUCGAUGAGCAUUUCACAGGGAUCAGGUUCUUGCCACUUCGGCAUUUGGUGGAGGACCAAUUCGGGAAUGUUGAUGUUAAGACUAUCUAA